CAUUAUAUGACUUUAUCUUUGAAUUCAAGUCUUUUGAGUGUCAGGUAAAAGGAUUAAUAUGAAUAUUAACACUACUUUCAGCAAAGUAACUUUAUCAGAAUGGAAUGAGGAAAUAACAAACAGCCUAAUGCCAAACAUAAUCAUACUUUUCAUUUAUCUUGCUCUUGGUACAUGUGGAAACGUCUUUGUGUUGUUGGUUUAUGCGUUUCAGAUGAAGAAGCCAUCAGAAGAAAGAUAUUUCAUACCAAUUUUAGCGUUCUUCGACAUGAUAGCAACAAUAUAUCUUGGAGUUCAUUAUAUAUUUCAGUGCUUCUAUCAGACGAAAUUUUCAAACAACAUUCUAUGCAAAACACUCGUGUUUUUUGUUGGAAAUUUUAAUCAUUACUCGGUUCUCAUAUUAUUUAUUAUUGCAAUUCAGAGAUACAGGAAAGUAUGCAUGUCUCUGACACCAUCCAUGUCGACUACUAUGAAAAGAACUGCAUUAUUCCUAGUAAUUGGCGUAGCCUUUCUGUGUGCUUUACCAAUACCUUUUAUCUAUGGUACCAGUCCAUACCACAGCACUAAAUAUGGUAUCUCGGGAAUGAGAUGUGGAAGAUUGAAAAAAGGACAUGCUUUGAUCAAGACUUUAUCUUCGAUUGGAUUUGGUAUGUUCGUCUUUGUCAUAGUAACAUCACUUAUUAUCAUUUACGGCAAAAUUCUAAGAUCAGUGUAUCGUAGCUUAAAAGUACACAAAAAUGACACUAGCGCAAGUAAGAAAGAAAUGGAAAAGACCGAUGAAGACGAAAGUCAUACUGAUAUUGGUUGUAAAGAUAAAGAGAUGAUAUCCACAUCAAGCAUAACAGCAAAACAGUCAAUGAUACCAGAAACUAAUUCAGACUUUAAUGGACAGCGGGUCGUUAAAAGUCGUCCUGGAUCCCAAAACAUGGAAUCAGCUUCAACCAGACAACGGAGAAUACACAAUCGUCGUAUAACCAAUAAACUUACAGUUAUGUUUUUUAUUAUCACUAUAGUAUUUUUACUUUGUUAUAUACCAAAGGUGACAGUACUGUGUCUUGAAGGAAUCUACGAAGAUUUUUGGGAAAACCUGUCCACAUCACAAAGACCUGUUGUCACGUUCCUAUACCAUAUCUUCAUUUUCAACAAUAUAGUAAACCCUAUAAUCUACGCUUUUAUGGACAAAGAGUUUCGCGAUAAUGCAGCAAUUUUAUUGAAACGCAUGUUCAAUUCGUGUGUGAUAUCAAAUAUGUAGAUAAAACUAUAAUACGUUUGUUACGGAUUGCUUUUUUUUCAAUCAAACCGUUCUCAAUGAGUUGUGGGGAACAUGGAUUCUAUCAAGUAGACUGAAAAGUAAAAUAACAAAAAUACCGAAAUCCAAAGAAAAUUCAAAACGAAAAGUCCUUUAUCAAAAUGCCAAGCCAAAAUCUCAAACACAUCAAACGAAUAGAUAACAACUGUCAUAUUCCACAAAAAUGUAUUUUAAGUUCAUGAACUGUAAGUUUUAGUUCGCUUUGUUCAUUCCCUUUUUUUUCUGAAAGCAAAAUCGUAGAUUUCUAAAUCAGGGAGUAAACUUCUAUUCAUUUCACUUUCUACAAAAAAGCUGUAGUGGUGAACUAUAAUUGAUAAAGUACUACCGAACUAUGAACUAUUGACAUAAGCGUUAAACUCUGUUACCCCCAAAAUGCGAAUGUAUGAACGGUCAAUUGUAUUAUUGCAUGUCUUUGUUGCUUGGUUUUACAUUAAUAUUAUGAGAAGUAAAGCAGGUUUGAUUCAUCCCUAGAUCAUAUUACAUGUUCCUUUUAACACAGUAUGAGAACGGAACUGUACGUUUUAUUUAUGUUUUGGUCAUUCGGGCGUUUUUCAGUUUUGGCUUACUCCAAUAGCAAGUUGCUAAAUGUAAAGCUUUUAUUUGCAAACAUAUUACUAUAUUGAGUUUCUACUUAAGAAUCUUUAAACAAAAACAUGCGAAAUGUAUAUAUAUGUUUAUAUAAAAAUCCAUAUGCAUCCAAACGUUUUCUUUACAAUGGUUGAGAUCCAAGUAAACUGACAAAGGUGUUAGACAAAGCGAUUAAACCUGUAAAAAAAAAGAUAAACAACUUCUCGUUGUUUCCACAAUUUUGUCCUUUUCGGAAAUAUAAUCUUCCAUUUCUACAAUUUCAAUAUUCAUUGUUGUAUUUUAAAAAUAUGAUUAUUGUAAAUAUGCGAAAAUAUAUUGAUUUUUACUAUCACUUGCUCAAUAACUGUACAAUCGCUUAGCCAAACUCAUAAAGUAUCCUGCAUGUGUAUUUUAUUGUUUGCUCGAGCUCCUUGUGUAAAAUUGA
Messenger RNA from Mytilus californianus (California mussel), 2318 nucleotides. Its product is annotated as cholecystokinin receptor type A-like. Gene Ontology annotation, cellular component: membrane. The transcript has a single exon. The coding region runs from base 59 to 1249 and encodes 396 amino acids. The record is from RefSeq and is a predicted model, not a curated record. Gene Ontology annotation, molecular function: G protein-coupled peptide receptor activity. NCBI's taxonomy places the organism in Eukaryota, Metazoa, Mollusca, Bivalvia, Mytilida, Mytilidae. Gene Ontology annotation, biological process: neuropeptide signaling pathway.